AUGGAAUUUUUGUUUUCAGCUACGAGGUCAUGGAAACGAGACGCAAGAGAGUUACGAGCUGCACGAUUCAAGUGCGAGGGUGUCUGUCUUGUUGACUAUUCUAUACAGUCAUCUGCGCAUGUGGAUGUCGAUGUUGCAGCGCUCAAUCGGCAGCUACAGUGCCUUGACAGGCGACCUACUAAUUUCGUUUUUCUUGUUGGUCUUUCCGUUCGUUUUCACUACCAGGUCCAGUUCGAAGCUCUCAGAAUUGUCAAGCAAAGUGAAAUCUACACUCUGCGUCCUUCGAUCAGUGACCGCAUCUUGGAAACAGGCGGUUAUGCUGGGAUUACCUGGAUGACGAGCUUUGAUCGGACGCUCCAAGUGUCGGCAAUGUCUAUCUUUGCGUUAGCCAUCACGAAACGAGUCAUUGGCCAUUCCCUCUCACAGAAACAGUCCCCAACUAUCCUCGAAGCUGAGGAGCAUAUAGUCCAAAAGAAGCAGGUUAAGCUCUACAUACAGGCCUUGGAGUAA
This is a messenger RNA of Aspergillus costaricaensis CBS 115574, 510 nucleotides long. RefSeq lists its product as uncharacterized. The transcript is spliced from 4 exons. The record is from RefSeq and is a predicted model, not a curated record. Lineage: Eukaryota; Fungi; Ascomycota; Eurotiomycetes; Eurotiales; Aspergillaceae. Bases 1 to 510 code for a protein of 169 amino acids.